AUGGAUGAUCCUCGAUAUGAUCCCCGUAUGCUGGCCAAGUAUGGAUUUGAUCCUGAACAAGAUAGGCGUCACAGGCAACUGCUGAUCAAGGAGCUGACGAAGGUGCGCCAGGAUGCCCGGGAGAAGACGGAAUUCGAUGAUUUGCCCCUGAAGGAAUUGCGCGAUAACUACCACCGUCUGUAUGCUGAGGCAUGUAAAGAUAUGGAGAAGAUACGAGAUCCCACUUAUUUGGAGUUACUUCAAUAUAUAAAGGGUCAUCUCCACCCUGAUGAGUUCAAGUCGAUCCGCAUCGAGGUGUAUGCAGCUUGCAACAAGAUCUCCAUGCAGCAGGUUUUCAGUGGACAAGAUAGCUCACCUGGUGGUGCUGCAUGAGCCUUCGUCCUAA
Spodoptera littoralis (African cotton leafworm) is the source of this 385-nucleotide messenger RNA. NCBI's taxonomy places the organism in Eukaryota, Metazoa, Arthropoda, Insecta, Lepidoptera, Noctuidae. The record is from the annotation of a GenBank genome assembly.